Molecule: messenger RNA, 2510 nt
Organism: Pistacia vera
Lineage: Eukaryota; Viridiplantae; Streptophyta; Magnoliopsida; Sapindales; Anacardiaceae
Exons: 6
Coding region: 133-2187 (684 amino acids)
Molecular function (GO): protein binding
Source: RefSeq, a predicted model, not a curated record
AGAAUUAUGUCCCUAAAAUAAUCCCAAACUUUCCUUAGUUGUCUCCUGUAAACAAGUAUUCUGAGAAAUUGCUAGGAAGGACGACUGUUUUAUCAUUUGGCCACCUCUUCUUCAGAAUCAUUUCAAUCAGCUAUGGAGCAGCCAUCACAGCCUAUUCCUUUGGCCACCUCUUCUUCAGUAUCAUUUCAAUCAGCUAUGGAGCAGCCUGUCAUCAUAGAGAUGGUCAAUCCAUCACAGCCCGUGGCUUCUUCAACUCAGCAUAUGGCCUUGUCUUCAUCUCAACUUACGGACGAUCUAAAAAAGUACCUACCACUGUAUAACGCUAUACUCAGAUUCAACUUACAACACGUACAAGAAGUCUGUAAGGAGGAUGAACAUGUAUUAGAAGCCAGGAUCACGGAAAACUAUGACACAGCUCUUCAUGUAGCUGUAGGAGCAGUCACUGCGAAUCAUAUCGUAGAGUAUCUAUUGACUAAGAUGUCAAAUGAUCAAGUGGCACUCACAAAUAAAGACGGCAAAACUGUGCUUUCGGUUGCUGCAAUUGUUGGUAAUGUUCAAGCAGCCAAGAAGAUAAGGGAGAAAUGGCCAGUCUUAUUGGAUAUGAAAACACCUUUGAUUGAGGCUGCUCGAUAUGGGUAUAAGGAGAUGAUUACCUAUUUAUUGGAAUUCACGGAUCGAGACUUGCUGUAUUCCUAUCCGGUUGAAGAUAAAACCGGUGUUUCGUUCGUUCAUUGGCUAAUAAUCGCUGGAUUUUAUGACUUAGCUAUAAGGGAGGUUGAAGAUUAUCCAAAAUUAGCUCUAAUGGAGUUCGAUUUAGAUAAUGAUGAGGGUCGUGAGACUCUUCUAUGUACAAUAGCUAAAAAGCGGAGUGUGUUUUCCAUCGAAAGAAAGCUAAAUUGUUGCCAGAAUACCAUCUACAAAUGUCAGCGUAUUUUUGUAACGGUACACCACAUAGCAAGCUACAUGAUUAGAAACAUGUUGUUCAUCCAAAGCUGCAAUCGAAAAAUGAUGCCGUGCAUAUGGAGCAACAACCAAAAAAUGAUGUCAUGCAUCCCAAGUUGCAUCCGAAACAUCUGGUCGAGGUAUAUCCAUGACAUUAUAUCAGAUCGAGUUUACCCAAGUAUAAUCGGAGAGAAAGAAUGGAGGCAUCGACAAAAAAAAAGGCUUGCGAAAGCCUUGUGCACGAAAAUUACAGAAGAUCUAGGCUAUGAAAAAGCUUCCUCAAUAUUGAAGGAAUCACUCCUUUUAGCGGCAGUAUCAGGGGUUCACGAAGUUGUGGAAGAGAUUAUAAAAUCAUUUCCAGAUGCAGUCUUGUAUGCAGAUCAAGAACGACAUAAUGCAUUUCAUUUAGCAGUCAUUAACCGCCAUAAAUGGGUAAUCAACCUCAUAUUCGAAAUGAGUGGCCACAAACAUUUGUUGUUGAUGUCUCAAGACAAAUUUGGAAAUAAUAUCUUGCAUUUAGCUGGAAAACUUGCCCCUCUAUGUCAACUUAAUCGCAUUCCUGGUGCAGCACUAAAGAUGCAGCGUGAGUUGCAGUGGUUUAAGGAAGUAGAGAAAAUUGUACCGCCUACUAUAAAAGAAGAUAAAAAUUCUGAAGGAAAAACUCCGGCAAUGGUAUUUGUUGAGGAACAUCAGGAUCUUGUUAAAGAAGGUGAAAAAUGGAUGAAAGAUGCAGCCACCUCUUGCUCAAUAGUAACAGUACUCAUUGCUACAGUAGUAUUUGCUGCAGCAAUUACAGUACCAGGUGGGAAUAACCAAGAUGGCGAGCCAAACUUUUACGAAUUGUCGGCCUUUUUUAUCUUUGCCAUUGCCGAUGCAAUGUCUUUGUUCUCAUCAAUAGCAGCCGUCUUCAUGUUCAUGUCCAUCCUUACUGCACGCUACGCGGAAACUGAUUUCCUAUUUGCCCUGCCCAAAAGACUAAUAUUGGGUCUUUUUAUGUUGUUCCUGUCCGUAACAGCCAUGAUGGUAGCCUUCGGUGCCACUGUUUAUUUGGUGAAUUUUGAUAACAAGAGUAAUCAGGCAGGGCAAGACUGGGUAUUUUGUGUAGUAAUGGGAUUGGCUUUCUUGCCCGUGUCCAUGUUUGCCUAUUCGCAAUUUCCCCUCUUGGUGGACUUGACCUUUUCCACCUAUGGCCCCAGCAUUUUUGGCAAGCACAGCACAGGUGUCUUAUACAAGAAAGGUGAGUAAAAACUACAAAUUAACGGUGUUAUAUAUUGUCCAAGUUUUAUAUUUCAAGUGAUGUGAGAUUAUUAUUUAAAAUUUUAAGACUUGAGUCUUGAAAUAUGAAACUAUGUUCUACUGAUAUUAGUCUUUACUAGAGUAAUAAACGUAUCUGUUAUUAGAGUUAAAGAGAUCUUUAAGUGUGAGAGUGAUUUGAUAAUAAAAACUUUGCAUCUUUGUAUUUUGUGACAAAAACUCUACUAUUAUUCUUGAAUUGUGAAUUUUAAUUGGGUGAAUCAUGUAAAAUUGUUUAUAUUUAAUACGUUUCCGUUUAUUAACCGUUUCAUUUA